GAAGAUCGAGCUUGGUAUCACGAUGCGGUUAUCGCUCAUCUUCCAGCUGCGGUCAUGGCCGCAGCACGUUCUCGUGAGCUGAAACAUCUCGCUCUGUCGAAGUAAUAAUAUCUUGAAGUGAACAUAUAUAUUAUGUAACUUGAUCGUCGACGCCCGAUAAAUUACAUAUUGUUAGGUGCGAUAAAACUUGAGUCACCGAAGCCUCAGAUUCCGCUAGUCUGUCUGGCUACUCGACUUUGUACAGUCAUCAACUUAUCUACACCUGGAAAACGCAACGGUUUCAUCCAGAUGGAGAUCUGCAUCGAUUGCUUGGAGUCCGCGAGGAACGCAGUCGCAGGAGGCGCUACACGACUGGAGGUCUGCUCGGCCCUCUCAGAGGGUGGCCUAACCCCAAGCCCGGGGCUGGUCAGGCAGAUAAAGAACUUUGCGAAGAUCCCGAUUCGCGCCAUGAUCCGCAUUCGCAAGGGCAACUUUGUCUACAGCCGCGAGGAGAUCGACGCCAUGCUGCACGACCUGAGGAUUCUCAAGGAUCACCAAGUGGACGGAUUCGUAUUCGGUGCACUGACUCUCGACGGCCACGUCGACCUCGACGUAUGCUGCGAGAUCGUUUCCGUCGCUCGUCCCUUACCGGUGACCUUUCAUCGCGCUUUCGACGAAACGGUCGAUCCAUUAAAGUCGAUGGAGAGCAUCAUCGACCUCGGCUUCGACAGGAUCCUCACGUCGGGACAGAAGGAUACCGCUCUGCAGGGAUUGAGCCUGCUGAAGCGCUUGGUGGAUAAGGCCGCGGACAGAAUAGUGAUUAUGCCAGGGGCGGGAAUCGCGAGGGAUAAUAUAUCUCAGAUCAAACAGUGCGGCGCCCGAGAAUUUCACGCCUCGGCGAGGAAGAAGGUGUACGUCGACCCGAAUGGCCACAGGUUUGCCAAGGACAAUUUUAUCGAUGUGACCGAUCGAGAACUAGUGCAGACGUUGGUCGAUAUCGUCCAUGACGUUUCAUGAAGGAUAAUUAAUAAUUAAUACGAGACUAGGAUAAAUUAUUAAAUUAGCUUACGCGAUAUAAUUACCAAUGCAGAUGAUGACCUGAUUUACAUCAGGCGACCUGGUUGUCCUUUUCUCGUAAUAAUGCAUUAUUUCAAUUUAUUAUUUAUAAUAUGUGUUAUAAAUGCUGCAUUUUUUGCUACAAUGUUCCAAUAAAUUUCUUCCCCAUCCUC
Messenger RNA from Harpegnathos saltator (Jerdon's jumping ant), 1208 nucleotides. RefSeq names its product copper homeostasis protein cutC homolog. The record is from RefSeq and is a predicted model, not a curated record. The coding region runs from base 289 to 996 and encodes 235 amino acids. NCBI's taxonomy places the organism in Eukaryota, Metazoa, Arthropoda, Insecta, Hymenoptera, Formicidae. The transcript is spliced from 2 exons. Gene Ontology annotation, molecular function: copper ion binding.